AUGCUGACUAUGUCGCGUAACAUUCUCCUUACUGGCGGUUCUGGCUAUCUAGGUGGAACCCUCUUAGCCCGAUGGAAAGAGGCCAGACUUCACGAAUGUGGAAAGCUUUUCAGUCUCGUUCGAACAGAUGAUCAAGCUGAGGCAACUCGGAAACUCUACAAUGCGGAGCCCCUGAAAAUUGAUCUAGAGGAUGAUAACGCUGUUAAAGAUGCCAUUGUGUCUAAUAACAUCACAAUUGUGCUCUAUCUGAUCGAUGCCUACUAUCUGAAACACCAAAUUCCCUUUAUCAAAGCUCUCGCCGAGGCUAAGAAGCGAACUGGCCAGGAAACCCAUUUUAUUUAUGUUUGUAUUCCACAUUCUAGCGAGUGGUUUCUUAUUAGAUUUCUCACAAUAUCGCUGCAGACCACCGGCACCAAACAAUUCUCAAGUCUUUCUGGUUCUCCUACCGACCGAGACUUGUUGGAUAACGACCCACAACUUUUUGACAUCCACAAAGCACAAAAGGCACCAUACCCCGAGUUACAAACGGCUACCAAUACCAACGUCGCAGUGGUAGAGGCGGGUCUCGAGUUUGGAGUAAAGAUUUAUGCUUUCUCUCCUUGCAUCGUUUAUGGAAAGGGUGAAGGAUUCGGUAACAAGAUCUCUAUCCAAACCGUGGAUGUUGUGGUCGCCGCAAAGGCAGCUGGCCAGAUCUGGCCGGUGUCACACGUACUCGACACUGUGUCCCUGUAUUUUGCCCUACUCGAUGCUAUCCUGACGAACAAGAAUCCCGGCCACGGCAAAAAUGGAUUCUAUCUGGCAUCGUCUGGCAAGGUUUCCUGGGAUGAUAUCUAUGCCGGUAUUGCAAAAGCUCUAGCCCGCCGUGGUGUUAUCGCCGACGAGCGGGUUGAGUUGAUGAACGAUGCGGCCCUCGAGAAGAUUGCUAAGGCUCAAAACGUUUCUCCGUCAUCAGUAAUCGUUAAGAUUGGUGGAAGAUCAACUUAUACUGCAGAGAAUGGGAAAUCUUUGGGCUGGAAUCCACAGUACCCUCCUGAGCAUAUACUCGAGAGCCUUGACCAAGAGGUUGAGUUGAUUCUCGAGUCACUGGAUUCAAAGCAUUUG
Molecule: messenger RNA, 1101 nt
Organism: Penicillium cataractarum
Lineage: Eukaryota; Fungi; Ascomycota; Eurotiomycetes; Eurotiales; Aspergillaceae
Product: NAD(P)-binding protein
Exons: 5
Source: RefSeq, a predicted model, not a curated record